AUGUUGAGACGGGCCGUACAUCCAGGGGAAAUCCUGAAAGAUGAGCUGGAGGUGAGGGGUGUGUCGCCGGCGAGUUUUGCCAGGCAGAUCGACGUGCCGCCCAAUCGGAUCAGCCAGAUUAUGGCCGGGAAGCGUGCGGUUACCGGCGACAGCGCCCUGAGGUUCGGCCACUGGUUUAGCACGGACCCCCAGUUCUGGCUGAAUCUGCAGGCUCAGCACCACCUGGCGGUCGCCGACCAGUUGGUGGGGGAGAAGGUGCGUGUGCUGCCCACCGCGGCCGUCGGCGAAUAG
Geodia barretti is the source of this 291-nucleotide messenger RNA. NCBI's taxonomy places the organism in Eukaryota, Metazoa, Porifera, Demospongiae, Tetractinellida, Geodiidae. The record is from the annotation of a GenBank genome assembly.